ACACGGGGAUCCGCUGACCGAAUUUGACAUCUCUGUAUUUACAUUGGGCAUGUAACCUUAAAGGGUACAUGGGUUGAUGCAUAAGUUUUCUUAUUUUCUUUGUGUGUUAAUGCAAUUAUAUUUUAUAACGAUAUAACUUGUGCGAUAACGAUAGUAAGUGCACAACCUCUAAUUCCAUGAAAUUGUUCAACCUUAACAACAGGAGAACAAGUAAAUAUUUUGUUAACGUUAUAAGUUAUCAAAAUGGUUGAAGAAUCAGGAUGUGGCGAACUACAACAAUUAGUUCAAGAGGAAGAAUGCGAAGAACCAUUAAGUCAUGGUGGAGAAGCCACACCACCUUCGACACCAGCAAGGUCUAAACAUCCAAGUAAAAAUGAUACACAUAGUUCUCACGUAUCGCAACAAAUAUUAUGGGAAAGUAAUACGCAAACAUCACCAAUUGUUAGCAAAGGUAGUUCUGGUCAAGCGACAAGUCAAGGAUCUAUGGUUUCUGGAAGAGCUGUGAAUCUUUCAAAUUAUGGUAAUCAAUCGCGUCUAAGUUAUAUGAACGAGAAAGAAAAACAGAGACCAAAUCGACCUGAACCUUCGAGAAUUAAUCGUCAACAUAAAGGUAUGGCGCCAUGCAAACAUCAUUGCUUUUUAUCAGAAGUUCCUGAUGUUCGGCGUAUGGAACAAGCUUUGUUACAGCUUUUGGAAGAUUUUCAUAGCGGCAGUUUACGAGCAUUUGGGAAAGACUGCAGUAUGGAGCAAAUGACUGAAAUACGGGAGCAACAGGAACGAUUAGCUAGACUUCAUUUUGAGUUAGGUCAAAAACAAGAAAUAGGUGGAGAUCAAUCGGAUCUUCGUCAUUCGAGUACUAAUAUGCGGAAUUUAUUGCAACGUCUCCAACAGCUUAGUGUUUGUAUCGAAAAAUUACACAGUAAAUGAUUACAAAUUUUACAUAUAUUAUAUAUAUAUAAAAUAGGUUUGAUUGCAUUGAUUGAUCUGCUUUUAAUGCGUUAAAAACUAUACAUUUUCAUGUUUUUAUACAUUGUUGAAGUAAAUAAAUGUUAUUUUCAAGAACAUA
Hylaeus volcanicus is the source of this 1066-nucleotide messenger RNA. Its product is annotated as coiled-coil domain-containing protein 28A. The coding region runs from base 244 to 927 and encodes 227 amino acids. The transcript has 5 exons. Lineage: Eukaryota; Metazoa; Arthropoda; Insecta; Hymenoptera; Colletidae. The record is from RefSeq and is a predicted model, not a curated record.